AUGUUUGCAGUGAGCUACAAUUUGACUCUGAAGACCUACCUGCCUUCAUAUCCCGACGUUCCGGAAAACAAGAAUUUGACUCUUGAAGGUGAAGUCGAAAUAAUGGUUGAAGUGCAUAAAGCAAUCAACCAAAUCGUUCUUCACAUGGAACGUCUAGAAUUAAUCGAAGAGAAGUGCGAAGUGUUGCUGGAACCUCAAGGAGACUCGAGUGAGCGAAUCAUACCCAUUAGGGGUAUUGAGCUGAACAAUCACAUUGAGGUUGGCGUCAUUCGACUCACUGAAGUUAUAAAUGCAAACAGCAAACUCAAAAUUAAA
Molecule: messenger RNA, 315 nt
Organism: Ostertagia ostertagi
Lineage: Eukaryota; Metazoa; Nematoda; Chromadorea; Rhabditida; Trichostrongylidae
Source: the annotation of a GenBank genome assembly